Messenger RNA from Thamnophis sirtalis, 1604 nucleotides. The record is from RefSeq and is a predicted model, not a curated record. Lineage: Eukaryota; Metazoa; Chordata; Lepidosauria; Squamata; Natricidae.
GUGAGAAAGAAAACAGCCUCAAGACAGAUGACUACGGGCGAGACCUCUCCUCCGUGCAGACUCUUCUCACCAAACAGGAAACCUUUGACGCUGGGCUCCACGCCUUUGCCCAGGAAGGCAUCGCCAACAUCACCGCCCUGAAGGACCAGCUGCUGGCCGCCAAGCAUGUCCAGUCGAAGGCCAUCGAGGCUCGCCACGCCUCGCUCAUGAAACGCUGGAACCAGCUGCUGGCUAACUCUGCUGCCCGGAAGAAAAAACUCUUGGAGGCCCAAGAACAUUUCAGAAAGGUGGAGGACCUCUUCCUGACCUUCGCUAAGAAAGCUUCGGCCUUUAACAGCUGGUUUGAGAAUGCAGAAGAGGACCUGACCGACCCCGUGCGCUGCAACUCGCUGGAAGAGAUCAAGGCGCUGCGAGAAGCUCACGACGCCUUCCGGUCCUCACUCAGCUCGGCCCAGGCUGACUUCAACCAGCUGGCCGAGCUGGACCGCCAGAUCAAGAGCUUCCGCGUGGCCUCCAACCCUUACACCUGGUUCACGAUGGAAGCGCUGGAGGAGACCUGGAGGAACCUGCAGAAAAUCAUCAAGGAACGCGAAUUGGAGCUUCAGAAGGAGCAACGUCGGCAGGAGGAGAACGAUAAACUGCGCCAGGAGUUCGCUCAGCACGCCAACGCUUUCCACCAGUGGAUCCAGGAGACCAGCGCAAACACCAGGAGAUCCGAGCCAUGAGGAGCCAGCUGAAGAAAAUCGAAGAUCUCGGGGCAGCUAUGGAGGAGGCUCUGAUCUUGGAUAACAAGUACACCGAGCACAGCACGGUGGGGCUGGCCCAGCAGUGGGACCAACUGGAUCAACUCGGCAUGAGAAUGCAGCACAAUCUGGAGCAGCAGAUACAGGCCAGAAACACCACCGGUGUCACCGAAGAAGCUCUGAAGGAAUUCAGCAUGAUGUUUAAGCACUUCGACAAGGACAAGUCUGGCCGCCUGAACCACCAAGAAUUUAAAUCCUGCCUGCGCUCCCUGGGUUAUGAUCUGCCCAUGGUGGAGGAGGGAGAACCGGAUCCGGAAUUCGAGGCUAUUCUCGACACGGUUGAUCCAAAUCGGGAUGGACACGUGUCUCUGCAGGAGUACAUGGCCUUCAUGAUCAGCAGAGAGACGGAGAACGUGAAGUCCAGUGAGGAGAUAGAGAGUGCUUUCCGCGCCCUCAGCUCGGAGGGCAAGCCCUACGUGACCAAGGAAGAACUCUACCAAAAUCUGUCCCGGGAACAAGCGGAUUAUUGCAUCUCGCACAUGAAGCCCUACAUGGACAGCAAAGGCCGAGAGCUUCCCUCUGCCUACGACUACGUCGAAUUCACACGCUCCCUCUUCGUGAAUUGAUCGCCAGCGCUGCCCACCCCCUGCCCUCAACCCACUCCGCCGAUCCCCGAGAAUGCGCUCGUGCAUCGUUGGCUUCCUCGCUCUUUGCAUGUCUCCCCCUCUUGUGCUCGAAAACCAAUCCCCAUGUAACCUAAAAAACGCUUUGCUUAACGCCUUCGUCCUUAGGCCUAAGGAAACAAACAAUAACAAAAAAUAAUGUCACAGUGUGUGCUUCAAUAAAAGUUGCUAGUCCAAA